AACCAGUCCAGUCAGAUCAGUCAGUUUCGAGAAAAAAGUUGACAUUUGUGUGGCGUAGAGUGGCGAGUGACGGACGAUAUCCGACUCUGCACGACGACGACACGGUCGAAAAUUCGGUUAAAAAAUAAAUUGAAAUAAAUAACCCGUUUAUCAAUAAAUGAUAGUGAUUAUUAUGUGACAAAUCCCCAAAAAAAAAAAAAGUUGAAAAUUUUUUACAAGAAAAAUAAAAAAUUUAACGAAAAUAGGAAAAAAAUCAAUCAUCGCCAAGUGGGAAAAAAAUAAUCCCAAGGAAAAUCCACCAUCACACACAAUAAUAAUAAAUCAGUACAUCUCUUUCUAACAAAGAGUAAUCGCGAUUGCUAUACAAUAGUGUUGUUUCUUUCAUUCUGCCUUGAAAAUUUCUCUUCCAAAAUAAAUAGACAUAUUUUUUUUCUUCUUGCCUUUUCGUCUUGGAUUUUUUUUUUUUUUUUUUCAAAUAAAUUCGUCCUCUUCUUCUAGUGUGAAAAAGAGAAACAAACCCAACAAGAUAAAAAAGAUACACAAACAACCUGUCUUUUUAUCAACUAAAAUAAAAAUACCAACAAAAAAGUGGGAGUGAGUGAAACUACCACUCAAAGAAAAAAAAAGGAUUAUCUUUCUUAAAGUGCAAGAAGUUGUUGAAAAAAAAAAAAAAACAACAACACUCGUAAAAAAAUCGUUAUCGACAUGCAAUUGGAAGAAAAUUAACGAAAAAGAAGAAUUUCCAAAAGCACCUUCAUCGUCGUCGCCGUCUCUCGUUAUUCCUGCUGUGAUUUUCACCUUUUCGUGUGUUUCUCUUCUCUCUCCCCAAAUAUACGCGUAUUGCUACUGUUGUUGUUGUCUUUUGUCUCGUAGUGGUGUAUUAGUGUGCGCGAAGCACCUACACCUUUUUUCCUUUUUACCUUUUCUGAUCCUUUUCUCUCGACUUGAACGAGAUAUAUUUAUUUGUGUGUGUGAUUUUGUCUGUUUUCGUUCUUGUUCGGACGUGAAUUUUUUUUAUGUUGGUGAUGUUUACAUGAAGAAAUCAAAAAUCAAUGAAAAAUCGUUAAAUAAAAAAAGGAAACGUGCAUCAACGGGCACCGUGCCUUUGUGUUUAUUUGUUGUCUUUAUUUUUUCUUCUCUCUAAUUGAUAUCCAGUUAGAUAUUUAAUACAAGUGCAAAGGGUUACACAAUUUAAAAUUAAUUAGGCUUUGAGAGAAAAAAAAUGUGCAAUAAAAAUUGAUUCAAGAAGUUUUUUUUUGCGUUUGUUUUUUGCUUUUUUCUUUCGUUCAUUCGUGGCCCUGGAACAGCAGAAGCUAGCUAUUUCCAUUUAUAUGUUUUGUUUUUGUUGUGAAACAAAUUGAAUUUGCAAAAAGAUUCUUGUUUUUUUUUUGCAAAUCAAUAUUUUUAGUGGAAGUUGAGCGAAAAAAAAGGGGGCGAAAAAUCCUCUUGUUCGUGUUUUUUUUUUUUUGCUUGUUCGCCCCCAAAGUAAAAGAGUGGCAAGAGUAAUAGCAGAAAUCAAGGAGUAAUAGAAAAUACAAAAAAAGAAGAAUAAUAAUAAAAAAAAAGAGAAGGAUUAAAACAAAAAAGCAACGAAAGAAGAAACUACUACCUUUUCAAGGUUUUUUUUUUCUUUUUUUUUAAAUAAAAUUUUAAAAAGAAUAUAAAUUAUAACACGCAACGAAAGAAGAGAAAUUUUGUAAAAAUGUCUUCGACAUCAGUUGAAACACCAUCGCCAACAACCCCGCCACCCUUGCAUCCGACAACAGUUAUAGCUGCAACGUCUAUUAUAACAACUGGGGGUUGUGGGGGUGUGACAACAUUAACAACAACAACAAACACUUCCUCAACAACAACAACAAACCAUUCGACCCCAAACAGCAUUAAGAAGACAACAGCCACACCGAAAAUGUCUCGGACUAUUCCAGCUGAUAAGAUAAAUCUCCGAUUAAUACUCGUUAGCGGUAAAACAAAAGAAUUCCUAUUCAGCCCCUCAGACUCAGCUGGUGAUAUCGCACAAACAGUAUUCGAUAAUUGGCCCGAUGAUUGGGAACGUGAAAUUGUUUCGAAAGCCGAAAUACUUCGUCUCAUUUAUCAAGGUAGAUUCUUACAUUGCAAUGUAACAUUAGGUGCACUAGGACUUCCAUUGGGCAAAACGACUGUAAUGCAUUUAGUUCCGCGUGAUAAUCUGCCAGAACCCAAUUCACAAGAUCAACGGCAAAAAAGUAAAGGUGGAUCCAGUAGAUGCUGUUCAACGACAUGCUGUAUUUUGUAACUAGGUGUAAUAAAUCGUUUAUUUUUAUAUAAAUAUUAAAUAUUAUUAUUUUUUUAUAUAUAAUUAUUCUAUAUAAUUUUUAAAUUUAGUUUUUUUUAGAUUAAAUAUUAUAUGUAUACAAAAAAAACUAUAUAAAUAAAUUCGUUAUGUUUCAUGUUUUUUUUUUUUUUGGUUUUGAUUUAAUCGAAAUUAUAAAUAAUGUAUGUUUAGUUUUUUAAUUUUUAGUAAAACAAAAUUUUUAUAUACUAUAAAAAAAAUCUUAAAUUUAAAUAAAAAAAAAAUAAUAAAAAUUUUAUUUUCGUCCGCUUUACUUUUUGCAAGUGCAUAUAAAUAUAUAUUAUAUACUUAUACACAAAACAAAAAAAAAAACAAGAAAACAAAAAAAAAAUCACCUAACUGAAAAAUGUAUAUUACUAAAGUAAACUUUAGAUUACUGAAUGUGAGAUUAGAUUAAUAUAUAAAUAGAUAUAAAAAAAGAAAAAAACAAAAAAAAAACUGGAAUAGAAUACAAAAACAA
Molecule: messenger RNA, 2789 nt
Organism: Episyrphus balteatus (marmalade hoverfly)
Lineage: Eukaryota; Metazoa; Arthropoda; Insecta; Diptera; Syrphidae
Gene: UBL3
Product: ubiquitin-like protein 3
Exons: 4
Coding region: 1703-2272 (189 amino acids)
Molecular function (GO): protein binding
Source: RefSeq, a predicted model, not a curated record